This is a messenger RNA of Ceratosolen solmsi marchali, 662 nucleotides long. RefSeq lists its product as uncharacterized. Bases 125 to 616 code for a protein of 163 amino acids. Lineage: Eukaryota; Metazoa; Arthropoda; Insecta; Hymenoptera; Agaonidae. The record is from RefSeq and is a predicted model, not a curated record. The transcript has 2 exons.
AAUACUUAUUACACUUUUUGUCUGGUUUAUACAAGUACAAUGUGAGAAUAUUACAACAACAAUUGAAUCUAAUUUUUCUAACGAUGAAGGAGUUACUGACCCUAUAAUUAAUAUAACCGAUGUGAUGAAUAAAACGCUAACUGGAAUUAAUAAAAUGGUUAAUCAAACAACUUCAAUGAAUGGAGUGAUGAAAAAUCUAAUAAGAAAACGUCGCCGAGCUCCACCAGAUGAAGAUAAUGACACGUUUGCUCCUGAUACAAUAUUGAUUGAUACGUCAAAAAUUGAUGAACCCCCACGUUCGAUGAAAAAAAAAGUACAGGAUCCAACUAAAUCUUUAAUGCCUAUGAAUGAAGCUAUUAAGUUAAGGAAUAAGCAGCCAAUCAAACCAAUAAAUUUUGAAGUUAAGAUGCCACAUUCUGCAAAUAGUGACAAACUCCCGCCACACGGAUAUUUUGAUAAUGACCACCAUUAUAAUUACGAGUCGAGAAAAUUAUUCAGACGACCACCGAAUUUCCCGACCUCUUCACCUGAAUUGACUAGUAAAUAUAAAUCUAGAAAGAAAACCGUGAAAAAAGACUUAAGUAGCUUAAAGAAUGAUAUAUUUGAGCAGCGUUAAAACGUAAAUAGUAGCUAUAUGCACCGAAUAAAAAAAAAAAAAAAAA